Messenger RNA from Lagenorhynchus albirostris (white-beaked dolphin), 2968 nucleotides. RefSeq names its product SLIT and NTRK like family member 6 (gene SLITRK6). Gene Ontology annotation, cellular component: membrane. The transcript is spliced from 2 exons. Gene Ontology annotation, biological process: axonogenesis; regulation of presynapse assembly; positive regulation of synapse assembly. Lineage: Eukaryota; Metazoa; Chordata; Mammalia; Artiodactyla; Delphinidae. The record is from RefSeq and is a predicted model, not a curated record. Gene Ontology annotation, molecular function: protein binding. Bases 160 to 2688 code for a protein of 842 amino acids.
CUUGCCAAAAAGUGAUAUUUGAGAAGAAAGUACGUGGUGGUCGGUGUUUUCUUUUUUAAUAAAGAAAUUGAAUUUACUUUGAACAUCUCUUCCAGCUGUGCAUUACAGAUAACGUCAGGAAGUCUUUGCUUUACAGAAUCAGAUCCAUCACAGGACAACAUGAAACUUUGGAGUCAUCUCUUGUAUUCAUCUCUCCUUGCCUGUAUAUCGUCACAGUCCCAAUCACCAAUGUCCUCUGCCUCAGCCAGAGGUUCUUGUGACUCUCUUUGCAAUUGUGAGGAAAAAGACAGCACGAUGCUAAUAAAUUGUGAAGAGAAAGGUAUCAAGAAGUUAUCCCAAAUAAGCGUGCCACCAUCACGACCUUUCCACUUAAGUUUAGUAAAUAAUGGUUUGACAAUGCUUCACACAAAUGACUUUUCUGGGCUUACCAAUGCUAUCUCAAUACACCUUGGAUUUAACAAUAUUGCAGAUAUUGAGACUGGUGCAUUUAAUGGCCUUGGCCUUCUUAAGCAACUUCAUAUCAAUCACAAUUCUUUAGAAAUUCUUAAAGAGGAUACUUUCCAUGGACUGGAAAACCUGGAAUUCCUACAAGCAGAUAACAAUUUUAUUACAGUGAUUGAACCAAGUGCCUUUAGCAAGCUCAACAGACUUAAAGUGUUAAUUUUAAAUGACAAUGCUAUUGAGAGUCUUCCUCCAAACAUAUUUCGAUUUGUUCCUUUAACCCAUCUAGAUCUUCGUGGAAAUCAGUUGCAAACAUUGCCUUAUGUUGGUUUUUUAGAACACAUUGGCAGAAUAUUGGAUCUCCAGUUGGAGGACAAUAAAUGGGCCUGCAAUUGUGACUUAUUACAGCUAAAACUUUGGUUGGAAAACAUGCCCCCUCAGUCUAUAAUUGGUGAUAUUGUGUGCAACAGCCCUCCAUUUUUCAAAGGAAGCAUACUGAGCCGGCUGAAAAAGGAAUCAAUUUGCUCCACUCCACCAGUGUUUGAAGAACACGAGGAUCCUUCAGGAUCAUUACAUCUGGCAGUAACAUCUUCAAUAAGUGAUGGUGGCAUGUCAACCAAGACCACGUCUCUUUCAAAACCACCCACCAAAGCACCAGGUUUAAUACCUUAUAUUACAAAGCCAUUCACUCAACUUCCAGGACUCUACUGUCCUAUUCCUUGUAACUGCAAAGUACUCUCCCCAUCAGGACUUCUAAUACACUGUCAAGAGCGCAAUAUUGAAAGCUUAUCAGAUCUAAAACCUCCUCCGCAAAAUCCUAGAAAGCUUAUUCUGGCAGGGAAUAUUAUUCAUACCUUAAUGAAGUCUGAUCUAGUGGAAUACUUCACUUUGGAAAUGCUUCACUUGGGAAACAAUCGCAUUGAGGUUCUCGAAGAAGGAUCGUUUGUGAAUUUAACAAGAUUACAAAAGCUCUAUCUGAAUGGUAACCAUCUGACUAAAUUAAGUGGAGGUAUGUUCCUUGGUCUCCACAACCUUGAGUACUUAUAUCUUGAAUACAAUGGCGUUAAGGAAAUAUUACCUGGUAGCUUCAACCCAAUGCCUAAACUUAAAGUCCUCUAUUUAAACAACAACCUCCUGCAAGUUUUACCACCACAUAUUUUUUCAGGGGUUCCUCUUAUGAGGGUAAACCUUAAAACAAACCAAUUUACCCAUCUACCUGUAAGUAAUAUCUUGGAUGACCUUGAUUUACUGACCCAGAUUGACCUUGAGGACAACCCCUGGGAUUGUUCCUGUGACCUGGUUGGAUUGCAGCAAUGGAUACAAAAAUUAAGUAAGAACACAGUGACAGAUGAAAUACUCUGCACCUCUCCAGAGCACCUAGACAAAAAGGAAUUGAGAGCACUUAACAGUGAACUUCUUUGCCCAGGUUUGGUCAAUAACCCAUCCUUGCCAACUCAGACUAGUUACGUAAUGGUCAAUACUCCUACAGCCACAACUACAGCGGACACUAUUUUUAAAUCACUUACCGAUGCUGUACCACUAUCUGUUUUAAUACUAGGACUGCUGAUUGUAUUCAUAACUAUCGUGUUCUGUGCUGCAGGGAUAGUGGUUCUUGUUCUCCACCGUAGGAGAAGAUACAAAAAGAAACAAGCUGAUGAACAGAUGAGAGACAACAGUCCUGUGCAUCUCCAGUAUAGCAUGUACGGCCAUAAAACAACUCACCACACUACUGAGAGACCCACAGCAUCACUCUAUGAGCAGCACAUGGUGAGCCCUGUGGUUCACGUCUAUAGAAGCCCAUCCUUUGGCUCAAAGCAUCUGGAAGAAGAAGAAGAAAGGAAUGAGAAAGAGGGAAGUGAUGCAAAACAUCUCCAAAGAAGCCUCUUAGAACGAGAAAAUCAUUCCCCACUCACAGGAUCAAAUAUGAAGUACAAAGUCACAGACAAAUCCACUGAAUUUUUAUCCUUCCGGGAUGCCAGUUCGUUAUAUAGGAACAUUUUAGAGAGAGAAAGAGAACUUCAGCAACUGGGAAUCACAGAAUACCUAAGGAAAAACAUUGCUCAACUUCAGCCUGAUAUGGAGGUACAUUAUCCAGGAGCCCAUGAAGAGUUAAAGUUGAUGGAGACAUUAAUGUACUCAAGACCGAGGAAGGUAUUAGUGGAACAGACUAAAAAUGAGUAUUUUGAGCUGAAAGCUAACUUACAUGCUGAACCUGACUACUUAGAAGUCCUGGAGCAGCAAACAUAGAGAGUUAGAAGGCUUUUGCAGAAAUGCUGUGAUUCUGUCUUAAGUCUAGACCUUGUAAAUAAGUGCCUUAUAUGAGUGUAUCAUCAAUCAGAACUUAAGCACAGCAGUAAUCCUAUGGGGAAAAAAGAAUAAAAAGAAACUCAGGGAUAACUGGGAGAAGCCAUUGCAUUGUCUUCAGGCAAUUUUAUCUAUCCCCAAUAAAAUAAAUCCUUGCAUGUAAAUCAUUCAAGGAUUAUAGUAAUAUUUUCCCAUAUACAUAAAGUGUUUCAUAGAAGUCCUC